AUGGCAAUCUCAACUGGAGGAAUUCUUACCUACGGCCGUAAGGGCCCGGUUAGGUCACGAAACAUUGCACUCGCCAGUGUCGCGACCAUCUCCACCACCCUCCUGGUCAUGUUCCGAUAUGGCAUGUUUCGCGGUAAGCAGCUCACCACAUCACCAGCCGAGCAUCGCACCAUGCAUGGCGAAGAUGAUCCUACGCUGCAGACGGACCAAGCUACCGCUAAAGCCGCCCGCGGACCAAAGCGCUGGUAUAACUUCGGAAAGGAAUAA
Messenger RNA from Paecilomyces variotii, 267 nucleotides. RefSeq lists its product as hypothetical. NCBI's taxonomy places the organism in Eukaryota, Fungi, Ascomycota, Eurotiomycetes, Eurotiales, Thermoascaceae. The transcript is spliced from 2 exons. Bases 1 to 267 code for a protein of 88 amino acids. The record is from RefSeq and is a predicted model, not a curated record.